GCACGUUCCUUUUCUCCUGUGGGCCUUCCUCUUUUUUGGAGUGAUCAGUUCCAGUCCAGUCCCAAGAAAGCUUUUUGGGGAGAUCAGAUCCCCCGGUUAUCCCAAGCCAUAUCCCAACAAUAACAUCAGCCGCUGGGAUAUCCACGUCCCAAAAGGCUAUGUGGUGAAGCUGACCUUCAGAUAUUUUGACCUGGAGCCAUCUGAGUCCUGCUUCUACGACUAUGUUAAGAUCAAAGCAGACAAGAAGAACUUGGGCCGAUACUGUGGCCAGCUUGGGUCAACCACAGGCAAUCACCCAGGAAAAAAGCAGUUUGUGUCUAAGGGGAACAGGAUGCACCUGGCGUUUCACUCUGAUUUCUCCAAUGAAGACAAUGGCACAGUGAUUCCUUACAGGGGCUUCCUGGCCUAUUACCAAGCCGUGGAUCUUGAUGAAUGUGACCCUAACAACGCUGCUGAGGAAGAUGAAAGGCCUCAGUGCCAGCACUUCUGCCACAACUAUGUGGGUGGCUACUUCUGUUCUUGCCGGACUGGCUACCAGCUUCAGAGUGACCACCACUCCUGCAAAGUGGAGUGCAGCAGUGAGUUGUUCACAGAGGCAUCUGGGUACCUGAGCAGCCCUGAGUACCCCCAGCCCUAUCCUGAAGACCUCCGGUGUAACUACAGUAUCCGUCUGCAAAAGGGCCUUUCUAUCAUCCUCAAGUUCUUGGAACCCUUUGAGAUUGACGAACACCAGCAAGUCCACUGUCCUUAUGACCAGCUCAAGAUCCAAGCACGAGGGAGAGAGAUUGGUGAAUUCUGUGGCAAGGAGUCACCUGGCAGCAUUGAAACCAACAGCAAUGAGGUGGACAUACUCUUCCUCACCGAUGAGUCAGGGUUCAGCCGUGGCUGGAAGAUCCACUACACCUCGGAGAAAAUACGGUGCCCACAGCCUGUCCCACGGGAUCCGUUUACCAUCAUCAGAGACCUGCAGCCUGUGUAUCAAUUUCAGGACUAUUUCAUUGUCAGCUGCAAGACUGGGUAUAACCUGAUGGAGGGCAACCGAAGGCUGCUGUCCUUCACGGCUGUCUGCCAGGCUGAUGGGACAUGGCAUCAAUCCAUGCCCCACUGUGAAAUUGUGAACUGUGGCAACCCUACAGACCUGACCAAUGGGGCAUUCAGCUAUGUUAACAAACCUGCAAACAACAACUACCAGUCAGUGAUCACAUACCGAUGCAAUGAGCCAUAUUAUCACAUUGUCACCCGAACAGGCGGUGACAGAUUCACCUGCUCUCCUGAGGGAACCUGGGUGGAUCAAGUGGGCCAGGCGAGGAUUCCUGCCUGUUUGCCAGUGUGUGGGAAGCCGGUCAACCCCGUCGCUGAAGUCCAGCGGAUCUUGGGCGGCAAGUCAGCAAGGAGUGGCAGUUUCCCUUGGCAGGCUCUGACUGGCAUCCAUGGACGAGGCGGUGGUGCGCUCCUGGGCGAUCGCUGGAUCCUGACUGCUGCCCACACCAUCUUCCCCAAAGGGGCAGGAGGGAACAACAUAAGCCUCGACCAGCUAGCAGAGGAGGCUGAUGUUUUCCUCGGCCACACCAAGGUAGAAGAGCUCCACAAGCUGGGUAACCACCCUGUACGUAGGAUCUUUAUCCAUCCAGAUUACAACCCUGAAGAUGAGUACAACUUCAAUGGGGACAUAGCCCUGCUGGAGCUGAAACACCCAGUAACCUUGGGCCCUACAGUACUGCCCAUCUGUCUCCCAGAUACUAGCAACACCACGUUCUACACGGAUGGGCACAUGGGCUAUGUGAGUGGCUUUGGUGUGGAAAAAAACUUUAUUUCAAAUCAUUUGAAGUAUGUGAGCCUACCAGCGGUUGCUCAAGAGAAGUGUCAGAGUUGGCUGGACAGUAAGAAAAGAGAGAUAUCUAUGGUUUUCUCUGAGAACAUGUUCUGUGCUGGCUUCCUCACAGUCAAACAGGAUACCUGCCAGGGGGAUAGUGGGAGUGCCUUCACCGUGUUAGACACAAACAGUGGUCGCUGGGUGGCUACCGGUAUUGUUUCUUGGGGUAUUGGCUGUGGCAAAGGUUAUGGCUUCUACACCAAGGUCCUCAACUAUUUGGACUGGAUCAAAGGGAUAAUAAGGGAGGAUAGGCUCUAG
This is a messenger RNA of Cariama cristata (Red-legged seriema), 2131 nucleotides long. RefSeq names its product complement component 1, r subcomponent (gene C1R). The transcript is spliced from 10 exons. Gene Ontology annotation, biological process: zymogen activation; complement activation. The annotation marks the transcript as partial. Gene Ontology annotation, molecular function: calcium ion binding; serine-type endopeptidase activity. The record is from RefSeq and is a predicted model, not a curated record. Gene Ontology annotation, cellular component: extracellular region; blood microparticle. Lineage: Eukaryota; Metazoa; Chordata; Aves; Cariamiformes; Cariamidae.